This is a messenger RNA of Cynara cardunculus var. scolymus (artichoke), 1375 nucleotides long. RefSeq names its product 2,3-bisphosphoglycerate-dependent phosphoglycerate mutase-like. Gene Ontology annotation, biological process: glycolytic process. The transcript has 8 exons. The coding region runs from base 155 to 1204 and encodes 349 amino acids. NCBI's taxonomy places the organism in Eukaryota, Viridiplantae, Streptophyta, Magnoliopsida, Asterales, Asteraceae. Gene Ontology annotation, molecular function: intramolecular phosphotransferase activity. The record is from RefSeq and is a predicted model, not a curated record.
GACCAAACCAAAAUCAAACACAUUCGCUCUCUCUGUAUUCAUCACCUUAUUCUCUGUCAACUUUUUCGUUUUCCCUUUUCAGGGAACCUCUCCCUGCAUCGAUUUCAUUGCCAAACCCCCGAAUCAUUCUGUUUCUUUGCUUUGUAAGUAAAUAAUGGCUGCAACUACAUUUCACCAAGUCAUUGGGACCCUCCAGUCUCAUGGGUAUAUAUGUAAUUCUACCCUUCAUCAGGAAUUUGGAAACACUUCUAUGAGGUCGAUGACAAGAGGUUUUAGAGUUGAAAUUAGACCAUUGAAAAGAGAACGUUAUUGCUCUAGAAAUAAAAGCUGUGGAUCAGUUCAAGCUUCAUCUUCUUCUUAUCAGAUUUCAGCCCAGGAUCCGAUUUCAACCACAUCAAAUGGCACCUUCAAGGACCCUUCUAAGAAUUCAAGUGAAGCUGCUUUGAUAUUGAUUAGGCAUGGCGAGUCUCUUUGGAAUGAGAAGAAUCUAUUCACCGGUUGUGUGGACGUGCCAUUGACGAAGAAGGGCGUGGAGGAAGCUGUUGAAGCUGGUAAGAGGAUAUGCAAUAUACCCAUUGACAUGAUAUAUACUUCUGCCUUGAUUCGUGCACAGAUGACUGCUAUGCUUGCCAUGACUCAACAUCGUCGCAAGAAGGUGCCUAUUGUCAUGCAUGAUGAAAAUGAACAAGCAAAGGCAUGGAGUCAAAUUUUCAGUGAAGAAACUAAAAAGCAGUGUAUACCCGUCGUUACAGCUUGGCAACUAAAUGAAAGAAUGUAUGGGGAACUACAAGGCUUAAAUAAGAAGGAAACCGCAGAUAAAUACGGUAAAGAACAAGUUCACAAGUGGCGACGUAGUUAUGACAUACCUCCACCAAAUGGCGAAAGUUUGGAAAUGUGUGCUGAAAGAGCCGUUGCAUACUUCAAAGAACAAAUUGAACCUCAACUCCGAGCAGGAAAGAAUGUAAUGAUCGCUGCACAUGGGAAUUCCUUGAGGUCUAUCAUCAUGUAUCUCGACAAACUCACUUCCCAAGAGGUUAUAAGCUUGGAACUAUCAACGGGGAUACCUAUGCUUUACAUAGCCAGUGAGGAAAAAUACAUCAGAAGAGGAAGCCCGGCAGCCCCUACUGAGGCAGGCGUCUAUGCUUAUACUAAGAAUUUGGCUCAAUACAGGCAGAAGUUAGAUGAGAUGUGGAAUGAUGCCUAAAUUUCUUGCGAGGAGCGCGUAUUCUUGACGGGUCAGUAUGUGUACAUUUUGCUUUCUAGUAAAGAGAAUGUUGAACCCAAAAGUAGCGAAGGGAGUGUUGUUAGAUACACAUUUUUUUGAAUCUUGAACCCAAAUUUUGUACUGUGUAGAAGAUGAUAUAGUGAUUGAGGU